GGCGGGCAAUCGAGCGCCGAAAGGCGGAAGGGUUCCGCUGCCAUCUUGCCCCGGGCGCAGCCCCUCCGGUACCGGGGAGCACGGGGGGCACCGAGGGGGGAGCGGAGAACCGGAGGGGCUUGGCUUGGCGACCAUGGAUCCGGGCGCGGGGGCACGGAAGGAGCGGCCGAAGCCGCGGGAGCCGGCGGCUCGUCUGGAGAAGGCCAAGCAGAGGUCGGCACAGCAGGAGCUGAAGCAGCGGCAGCGGGCGGAGAUCUAUGCCCUGAACCGGGUGAUGACGGAGCUGGAGCAGCAGCAGUUCGACUCCUUCUGCAAGCAGAUGCAGGGAUCCGGGGAAUGACAGCCCGGCCCCUGCCCUGCUCCCCCUUUUCUAACCCCCCCGGUAUUUAUUAUCAAAUCGCCCUUUUUGUAUCAAUAAACUCUGUGCUGGUU
This is a messenger RNA of Poecile atricapillus (Black-capped chickadee), 432 nucleotides long. It is a transcript of the gene SVBP, whose product is annotated as small vasohibin binding protein. Gene Ontology annotation, cellular component: apical part of cell. The record is from RefSeq and is a predicted model, not a curated record. The transcript is spliced from 3 exons. The coding region runs from base 134 to 340 and encodes 68 amino acids. Lineage: Eukaryota; Metazoa; Chordata; Aves; Passeriformes; Paridae. Gene Ontology annotation, biological process: negative regulation of protein ubiquitination; protein secretion.